AUGGCGUUGAGAAUUCCUCUUCCAAUCGGUCUAAGAUCCGGCUAUGAAUUCGUCAAAAGCGACAAUAGCAGCUGUUCUUCGAUUGGGCCAUCUCAUAGAGGCGGCAGAGGAGUUGCUGUGAUUAAAUCCAGCUUUAAUCAGCAACGGAAAGGCGUUAGGGACACAUCUCCUAAAUCCUCCUCUGUUCUGCAAACUCCAGAGAAGAUCGCCUCUGCUUUUGGCCAUGAGACAUUAAUCGCCGAUCUCGAACGUUUGUUCAAACAAGCUGGAGAUCCUCUUCGUCCGCAGCUCGCUGGACCUUUCUCUCCCUCUACGGAUGCAGGAUUCUCGGGGAGGCCUGUUCGCGUCGCCUACCAAGGCGUUCGAGGCUCAUACUGUCAAGAAGCGGCCAUCAAAGCUUUCUCUCAAGUCUGCGAUGCCUUCCCCUGUGACCACAUGGAAGACGCCUUCGAGGCUCUCGAGCAUAAAGCCGCCGAUCGUGCUAUCAUACCCGUCGAGAAUUCCAUCGAUGGAACGAUCGAUCGGAAUUUAGAUCUCUUAAUCCGUCAUGGCGAUGUAGACAUCGUCGGAGAAUUAGUCCUCCCUGUAAAUCACUGUCUUUUGGCCGUUCCUGGUACCUCAGGAUCCGAUCUGAAACGGAUCGUAAGCCAUCCGCAGGCGUUGAACCACUGUAAAACCAGAUUGGAGUCAUUAGAUCUGGAGGUGGAGGAGGUCUCCAACGCGGCCGACGCUGCGAGAUUCGUGUCGGAGAAUCGGAUCUCCGAUACCGCCGUGAUUGGUAGCAGAAUCGCUGCUAAAGAAUUUGGACUGAAGAUCAUGGAUCAGAAUCUUCAAGAUGGAAACUGUAACUUCAAUCGAUUCUUGCAGUUGGGGUUACGGUUAGGGUCGGAACCCUCGUCACGUCUUCGUCCUCCUCCCUCGUCUCUCGCCGGUAAAUCCAAAACCACCGUUGCGUUUUCCUUAGAAAACGGAGUCUCAGAUCUUUUCCGUGCUCUUUGGAUUUUCGAGAGCCGAAAUGUCACGGUGACUCGGGUGGAGAACCGGCCGAACCGGUCUGCUCCGGUCAGAGUUGUUGAAAAGGGGACAGAAAAGUUCCGUUAUUUUGAUUACGUUUUCAUAUUGGACUUAGAUGGUAGCGUAUCGGAACCGGGCAUUAGAGCUGCUCUGAACGGGUUGGAAGAGAUAUCGGGUUUCCUCCGCGUUCUUGGUUGUUAUACGUGUGGCCACUAA
Molecule: messenger RNA, 1230 nt
Organism: Telopea speciosissima
Lineage: Eukaryota; Viridiplantae; Streptophyta; Magnoliopsida; Proteales; Proteaceae
Product: arogenate dehydratase/prephenate dehydratase 2, chloroplastic-like
Exons: 1
Coding region: 1-1230 (409 amino acids)
Biological process (GO): L-phenylalanine biosynthetic process
Cellular component (GO): chloroplast; cytoplasm
Molecular function (GO): arogenate dehydratase activity; prephenate dehydratase activity
Source: RefSeq, a predicted model, not a curated record